Molecule: messenger RNA, 399 nt
Organism: Acyrthosiphon pisum (pea aphid)
Lineage: Eukaryota; Metazoa; Arthropoda; Insecta; Hemiptera; Aphididae
Exons: 1
Coding region: 1-399 (132 amino acids)
Source: RefSeq, a predicted model, not a curated record
AUGACAAAAGUUAUGGAAAAGAUCAUAAACUUAAGACUUAUAUGGUUUCUAGAAAAAAAUGAAAUAUUAUCCAAAGAACAAAGCGGCUUUCGCCACGCCAGAUCAACAAUGGAUAACCUAAUAAUAAUAAAAACAGAAAUCGAAAACGCAUUCAAACACAAACAAAUACUCAGUAUGAUCAGUCUUGAUAUAACCAAGGCCUACGAUUCCGUAUGGAGACAUAGAAUACUAACUAUACUAAGCAAAAUUUUAACAAGCGGCAACAUGUUAAAAUAUAUAUCAAACUUCCUAAAAGAAAGACAAUUUCAGGUCAAAGUAUCAAAUACCUUAUCCAAUACGUUCUAUCAAGAAACGGUAUUCCACAAGGACCUUCUCUGGCAGUUACAUUAUUUCUCUUAG